Pseudomassariella vexata is the source of this 1448-nucleotide messenger RNA. RefSeq names its product DNAJ domain-containing protein. The record is from RefSeq and is a predicted model, not a curated record. The transcript is spliced from 3 exons. Gene Ontology annotation, molecular function: protein-folding chaperone binding; protein folding chaperone. The coding region runs from base 196 to 948 and encodes 250 amino acids. NCBI's taxonomy places the organism in Eukaryota, Fungi, Ascomycota, Sordariomycetes, Amphisphaeriales, Pseudomassariaceae. Gene Ontology annotation, cellular component: nucleus; cytoplasm.
GUCAAAUAAGCCACGGAAGCAGCUGUCUACUAGCCACAAAGUGACGUUGGAUACUUACCCGCAACUCUCUACACCCCAAGCUCAUUGACUUACAUCGUAAUCCAUCGCUUCCUACAGCAACCUUCCGGUCUAGAAUCAUCCUAUCUUAUCAUUCUCAUAUAAAAGAUCCCCAGAAUAAGCAAAUCUAUUUCUAGAAUGAGUGGCACUCCUCCAAACUACUAUAAGAUCCUCGAGGUCUCCGAGUCGGCCACGACGCAACAGAUUCGCGAUGCCUACAAGCGAGCAGCUCUGAAAACACACCCUGACCGCGUCCCCACCGACUCCCCCGAGCGCGAACGGCGCACCCGCAAAUUCCAACUCGUAAACGAUGCCUACUACACCCUCUCCGACCCUGCCCGGAGACGAGAAUACGACGCCCAGCGCAAGAUGUACGGCUUCACGGGCGGUAACAACAGAAAAUCCGCCGGCGGCGGCGCAAGCUACUCAGACCCCUUCGACGACGCCGACAUCGACGAGGAAGUGCCCCUCGGUGGGGCCGCAGGCGCAGGAGCCGGUGCGCAAUCUUUCCCUUCGUGGGCUUGGAAUUUCUUCAUGGGCACCAAGGACCCGAAGAACACGCAGCAGGCACGGCAAGAAACCGAACAGGAACAGUUCAGCGACGUGUUUGAGGAGAUGCUGCGGGAGCAAGGGCUGGCUGGGGAGAACAACAAGCCUACGGGGAGGUUCUGGGGUGUGGCGGGUGCGGCGUCGGGGGGGGUGCUCGGGUUCAUAUUGGCGAAUUUCCCAGGGCUGAUGGCGGGUGCCGUGGCGGGGAAUAGAUUGGGAGCGAUCAGGGAUGCGAAGGGUAAGAGCGUUUACGAGGUUUUUCAGGCGCUGCCACAAGCGGAGAGGGCGACGCUGUUAACGCAGUUGGCGGCGAAGGUGUUUAGUCAUACUGUAGGGGCAUGAGAGCGUUGCUAGGUAAGUAGGGAAGCUACACAUGCACCGGCUGGAUCAUGACAAACGCCGAGACAUUUUUCACCAUACAAGGACUUUGGACCUUAGAGAAAACGCCAGUGGUGCUGGUGAGUGAACGCCGAUGUAUGUGUGUUAAGCAGGGACAGGAUGGGAGGGUUAUCAUCGAGCAUACGAAAGCAGCAAGUCGCUCGAGGAUCACUUGAACCUGAAGCACGGAAUAAGUUUAUGGGAAGCGCUCGCAAAACAUGGCAAAGGUCUUGAAUUGAGCUACGCAGAUUCUGGCAAACCCGACGUUGAUUCUUCUUCCUUCUGUUCAUAGUCACGCAGCCUCGUAUAGCAACUGGUGUCAGUUCCCAGCAUCAUCUCCGGAACAUGUCCUGUACCAAGAGCCACGAAGCUUCCGAAUUGUCACGCUAAUACACUAAUAAGCCAGCGUUGCUCAAGUAGUAUUCGCGUACCACUGAAAUCCCAACCAAAAAGGCCGAGAAAAC